Molecule: messenger RNA, 311 nt
Organism: Ambispora leptoticha
Lineage: Eukaryota; Fungi; Glomeromycota; Glomeromycetes; Archaeosporales; Ambisporaceae
Source: the annotation of a GenBank genome assembly
GCCAAAUAUUCUAAAAGGUACAGCAACAUGUUUUGCAGAACUUUUGAAGAAAUGUUGGGAUAAAGAUCCAGAAAAACGGCCAUCGGCAAUAGAAAUUUAUGAAACUAUUUUAAAUUGGAAGAAUAGUACUGAAUUUUUAUCUGAAUUUUUAAAAUCAGACAAAGAAAUGGUGAUCGAAAGUAAUAGUGGCCUUAAUAAUGUGGAAGAUAGUACAAUUCAUACUAGCAAAUUCAUUAGUUAUAUUAAUCAACAGUCACAUGGGCAAAUAACUGCAAAUGAAAUGAUUUCUAAUAAUAAUAUUUAUUUUGAAG